AUGGAGCCCCUAAUAGAUAGAAACAACUUUGCCGUGAGUGCUAUAGUCACCGUGGCGAUGCAGAUAUUAUUUUUCAUGAUCGCCUCGCUGUCACAGAGCGACAAAGUUACAGAUUUCACUGGUGGUGCCAAUUUUAUCAUUAUAGCAUUGUUAACGUUCUUCCUCGGCCAAGGCGGCAGCACGCUGAAGAAUUACGACAGCAGGCAGCUCAUGGUCACCGCGUUCGUGUGUGUUUGGGGCGUGAGGCUCUCGGGAUAUCUCCUGUACCGCAUCUAUCACAUCGGUAGAGACAAACAGUUCGAGGACCGUAAGAGCAACACACUGAGGUUUGGCGUGUUCUACACUUUCCAGGCGGUAUGGGUGUACGUAGUCAGCUUACCUGUCAUCAUCAUCAAUUCACCUCACCACUCGUAUCCGAAGGCUCCAAAAACCAUGACAACGUUAGAUUCAGCCGGAGCAGGUAUAUUUGUGAUUGGACUGUUGAUUGAGACAUAUGCUGAUUUGCAGAAAUUCGCAUUUCACCAGGAACCAACCAAUCAAGGACGAUGGUGCAACGACGGUUUAUGGGGCCUGUCAAGACAUCCUAACUAUUUUGGAGAAGUUGUUCUCUGGUGGGGCAUUUUUAUAAUAUCAUUAAAUGUUAUCGAAGGUGUCGAAUACGUCGCUAUUUUAUCGCCUCUAUUCACAGCCGCCAUCAUAUUGUUCUUAUCUGGAAUACCGCUGCUCGAGCGAUCGGCGGACGAAAAGUAUCGUGAUAACCCAGAUUAUUUGUAUUAUAAGGCGUCAACGUCACCCUUUAUACCAAUACCGCCAGCCAUGUACGUCGAAGUGCCGAGGUUUCUCAAGUGUAUACUGUGCUGCGAAUUCCCGAUUUACGAUUCCACAAGGGACGAGUUCCCCGCGCCCACUAUUGUCACUGAGACCACCAGCAUAUCGAUGGUGCAGUCUCAGACAUAGCUAACAAACGCCGCGCGCGACAGCGCUGCGGCAAAAGAAUCGAGCAAUCCAAAGAGCCAGAACAACCAAAAACAAUUGUGAUACACGGCCGAGGACGUACCUCAAAAGAAAUUGCCAAAUUCGUUGCCAUUAAAACAAAACAAUACUUUAGAUAUGAAUCGUUAUAAUAUAUACAUGGAAAACUUAAGGCGUAGCAAAGAAGUUGCGCUAGGAUUAUUAGAUGAAACUAAAGAUAUUAUCGAGGGAAUCCCGGAGGAGAAACCCACCACAAAUAUUAGGUUAAGAUCACAGAAAGAUGACGUAGAAUUAAGUGCACCGAGUACGAGUAGACAGGAAAGUAAAAGACCCGCAGAGUAUGUAAAGUACGGCAAAAUUACGUUCAACACUACAGCAAUAUUACAUCACUACCCGCAAAUGCAGAACAACGUUCGUUCUGACAUCUGUGUAGGUAGAGAGGUGACGAAAAAAUCAGAUCUCAACAAACCCGACGAGGCGAAAGUCGAUAACAAUAAUCAAAUACAGUCUGAAACAAAUGAAACUAAAAUAAACAUAAAUAAAAUUAAGGUAAACGAUAAUAAUAACGAUUUGAUAAGAUCUAAUUGUAUCAAAUCGAAACCUCUAGAAGUAUUAAGGAAUUCUGUUAAAUUUACAGAAGAGAAGCUUGUAUGAGAUUCGGCCAAAAACUUUUCAUUUAAAACGAAAAUGAAAAGAUAUUGGCACAAGGUGCCCUUUAGAGUGAAAUGAUACAUAUCGAAAUAUAAACUGCUGUAAAUAACAUUAAAAGACUGGAUAUUCUGAAUCUAACGAACCUCGUAACAAAUGAUAACACUAAAUGUACUUCCAGAUGAAACUGGGUUCUUAUGAUGAGACCCACCUCUACUCGGAGACGAGGAAGGUUACAUGUAAUGGCGUGUACAAAAUAAAUUAGUUAAAAUAGUCGAUUCCGUCUCAAAUAGAAUAAUUUUCUUCCUAUUACUUGUUAAAUAUUAACUACAUGUAAAUAUAGAUGUAGAAAUAAUAUAACAAAAUAUAUCAGCUUAGAAUUUUGGUAA
Messenger RNA from Melitaea cinxia (Glanville fritillary), 2009 nucleotides. RefSeq lists its product as uncharacterized. The coding region runs from base 1 to 957 and encodes 318 amino acids. Gene Ontology annotation, biological process: lipid metabolic process. NCBI's taxonomy places the organism in Eukaryota, Metazoa, Arthropoda, Insecta, Lepidoptera, Nymphalidae. Gene Ontology annotation, molecular function: oxidoreductase activity, acting on the CH-CH group of donors. The record is from RefSeq and is a predicted model, not a curated record. The transcript has a single exon. Gene Ontology annotation, cellular component: membrane.